AUGGCUUCUUCUAAGCAGCUCUUCUUGUUCAUCUUCUUGUUUGGGUUGUUUCUUCUCAUUAAUCUUGCUUCCCUUAGUGAUGCUUGGCAACUGAAGGAUCCCAUUAAGGAGAAGGGGAACAGUGGUAAUGAAAAUGAAGGUGGAGAAGAGAAGAGGGUGUUCAGUAAAAUCCACACAAGUUUGAAUGAAGGUGAAAAAUUGGAUCUGCCACCUCUUCCACAUAUCCCUCUUGUACCCACAAUCCCACAACUCCCUAUUCCACCAACAAUCCCACAAAUCCCAGAAUUGCCACUUCCACCACCUACAAUCCCACAACUCCCUAUUCCACCGACAAUCCCACAAAUCCCAGAAUUGCCACUUCCAUAA
This is a messenger RNA of Macadamia integrifolia, 366 nucleotides long. RefSeq names its product fibronectin-binding protein A-like. The record is from RefSeq and is a predicted model, not a curated record. The coding region runs from base 1 to 366 and encodes 121 amino acids. The transcript has a single exon. NCBI's taxonomy places the organism in Eukaryota, Viridiplantae, Streptophyta, Magnoliopsida, Proteales, Proteaceae.